AUGUUUAAUUCCACAACACAACUUGCGAAUCAAUUACCUGUUUUUAAAAGUCAAAACUAUUCAGAAUUGAAGGAUUAUUAGGAUUUCUUAAAAUUAAUAUAGAAAUUUCACAUUUAAAAAUUCAUGUUAAAAAGUAAAGAAUAAUUAUAUCACUAUUUAACUAAUUAGUGUUAAAUUUAAAACUAUAAUUCUUAAUCAGAUUCAGAUGGAGAAUCUAGUUAUGAAAAUUAAGGAUCUGGAUAAUAAACAGAGGAUAUGUCUAGAAAUAAAAUAAAAAAUAAAUCUGAUAAAAUUCUAGCUAAAUAAUAAGAUAUUCUUGAAAAAUAAUAUCCUCAAAUAUAAAUUGAAGAUUUUAAUUAAAAAAAUUAAUCUCUAUAAAUUAAAAAAAUUGAUAAUCAUAAAAAAGAAUAAAAUUUUAAAAGAGCUAAUUCAUAAAAUAAUGAGAUUUUAGAGAAAUUGAAAUCUAUUCCUUUGAUAUAAGAUUUUGAUGAUGAAGAUAUUAGAUAAAUGGUAAAUGAUUUUUAGUAGGAAGAUAAAAAAUAAUCUAAAUAAAGCAAAAAUUCAUAGAUUUGUAAGGAUACUAUGAUGAGAGAUGAUUAUUAAUAUAAAUGGCCAUAAUGUAGAAUAAGAAUAUUAUAAGCUUUGACAAUACUUAUUGAAAAAAAAGUUGUAGUCCCAAAAAUUCUAUAAGAUUUUAAGAUCCUAUAGAAAACUUAUAUUUAUUCAUUAUAUUUAAAAGAUUGUGAUGAUUUGGCUAAUUAAUUAUGGCAAAAAGUUGGUGAGAAUGUAAGUGCUGAUGAUUCAAUUAAAUAUUAUAGAACUAAUUAUAAUACAGAUUAAUUAGAAUUAAUUUUAGAAAUGGUAAAACUUGUAUAUGAGAAGAGAGAAUAACAUAGAGAAUAAAUAAUAGCAAUAUGUUCAGGAAUAAUAUUUUAAAAGAAAUUAAGAUAAUUAAAAGAUAAAGUAACAGCUAAAGCAAAAUGUGCAGAUAAAAAAUGUGAAUUAAUAAUUGUCUACUUAGAAAGAAUAAAUAAUUAUGUAUUAACUGGACCAAUUAUAAAUAAAUAUUAACAUGGCAAUUGUAGUGAAGCAUAACUAUUGCAUCAAAAAAUAAUUAAGAAAGCAGCUAAAACACUAUUAUUUUCUGCUGUAUAGCUUGAUGUACCAAUUCCUGAAGUACUUCAAUACUUAUCUCUAAGAAAAAGCAGAUAUAAUGUAUAAGAUAGACCAGAAGAAUAAGGAAUAUAUAUAUUACCAAGUGUAGAGUUAGUGAAAUUGAUUGUUGACAAAUAAGGUAUGGAAGCAAUAGCUUAAUAAUUAAAGAUGAAUGAUUUUGACUAUUUAGAUUUUAAAGGUCUUGAUUAAUUAAAUUUUGAGCAUUCUAAUAAGAAUAUUGAAGAUAGAGAUGAAACAGUUUUGUAUUCAGUACUUUAAUUAGUAUUAGAUAGAAUAGAUGAAUUGGAUUAAUUGAGUUUUGUUGUUAAUGAUAGAAAAUUCAAAGCUUUGUAAUCAAAACUUAAUGAAUUAUAUAAGGAUGAAGUAUUUGGAGAACCAAAUUAAUAAUAAGAUAUUCCUUAAUAUGUUGGAAGUGUUAUGAAUAAGGUGGAAUCCUAUAUUAAAUAGUCUAAGUCAUAAGAGAGAGGUAAGAUAAAAUUAUGUUGUAUAAAAACAAAAUUCUUUGAUUCAGAGAUUAUAGUAAAAUAAAAUAAUGAAGAUUUAACAAUAGAAUAAUUAGAAUUUUGUAAACAAUUAUUCAUUUUGUUUUUAUCAGAAAUAUCUAGUAAAGACAUAGCAUUUCCUGAGAUUUUGAGAUAUUUUAAAUUUGUUGAUGGUAGAUUAUUCUUUGAAUUUAAUUAAAAAUUGAUAGGAAUUAUGUUAUUAUGUAAAGCUAUAAGAUAAUAUUUCAUUUCAUGUAUGUAAAUGGAUGGAGAAUUUGAAAAAGAAAUAAUAGAUGAUAAUAAAAUAAUGAUUAAUUCAGUUCCAUUAUUAAAAUUAAUAAUAAAAGAUGAAUUCUUACCUGAAAUAUCUGAAAUAUUUACAAAAUAGAUUUCUAUUUUAUGUCAUAAUAAAGAAGAUUUACACUUAGAUAUAUAGGAAUUAUUUAAAUAUUAACCUAUUUGUGAUAUGAUUAAAUUAUAGGUAAUAGAUGAUGAAUAUGAAGAUGCAAUCUUAGAUUUAAAAUGUUUAUACAAGUAUAUUACUGAAUAAAAUACUUAUUCAGAAUGA
Messenger RNA from Paramecium pentaurelia, 2226 nucleotides. Lineage: Eukaryota; Ciliophora; Oligohymenophorea; Peniculida; Parameciidae. The record is from the annotation of a GenBank genome assembly.